CCUGACGGUGUUAUUGCUUUUCACUGCGCUGCCUCUGGCGAGUGAAAAAGCACUCUUGAUGCGAAAUAUUAACAAAUCACGACCAUCAGCGUUGAGUAUGUGGAGCUAAAAAAACAACGCCCACACUGCAUCGCUUUUUGACCGCACUUGAAGAGCCCCGAUAAUGUCAUUACAGUUGGAGGAGGGGCUGUGAAAUCUUAAUCAAUGAUCCUUCGACAGCUGGUGUCAAGGGGGCUGGUACCUCAACUGCGUGGCGGAAUAAGUAGCGUCUCGAGCAGAAAGAAGCUGUUAGUUGAGAUGGCACGACCUAGCUCAGACCUGGCGGAAUUUCGGAAGGUCUUUUCCGAAGCCAAGCACGUGGUGAUCCUGACGGGGGCGGGGGUGAGCGCGGAGAGCGGGGUGCCCACGUUCCGGGGUGCAGGCGGGUACUGGAGGACGUGGCAGGCGCAGGACCUAGCCACGCCCGUGGCCUUCUCGCGGAACCCGUCGCGCGUGUGGGAGUUCUACCACUACCGGCGCGAGGUGAUGCUGACCAAGAGCCCGAACGCGGCGCACCUGGCCAUCGCCGAGUGCGAGGCGCGGCUGAGCCGGCAGGGCCGGGCGGUGACCGUGAUCACGCAGAACAUCGACGAGCUGCACCGCCGCGCCGGGUCCCGGCACAUCAUGGAGAUCCACGGAAGUCUCUUCAAGACCCGCUGUACCAGCUGUGGGAACGUAGCCGCCAAUCACAACAGUCCGAUAUGUCCUGCUUUGGAAGGCAAAGGAGCCCCGGACCCAGACACCAUUGAUGCCCAGAUCCCCGUGGAGGACCUGCCGAGGUGUGAGGAGAGUGGCUGUAACGGACUGCUCAGGCCCAACGUGGUUUGGUUCGGGGAGACCCUGGACGCGGACAUCCUGACGCAGGUGGAGAGGGAGCUGGAGACCUGUGACCUCUGCUUGGUGGUUGGCACCUCCUCCAUCGUGUACCCGGCGGCCAUAUUUGCCCCCCAGGUCGCUGCCAGAGGUCCCGUGGCAGAGUUCAACAUGGAGGACACCCCCGCCACCAUGCGCUUCAGGUUCCAUUUCCAGGGCCCCUGCGGCACCACCCUGCCCCCCGCCCUGGCACGCCACGAGACGGAGACCAUCUGAAGGAAGCCGCCUUCUCCCCCCCCCCCCAAACGGAGAGCACUUGGUACAUCCCAACUGCCACAGGCUAGCUGGAGAGCCCUCUGGUCCACUUCCAAAAAUGGAUUUGAAGCCCUGUGUCACCUCUGUGUUUUUACUGUGUAAUUCU
Molecule: messenger RNA, 1273 nt
Organism: Anguilla rostrata (American eel)
Lineage: Eukaryota; Metazoa; Chordata; Actinopteri; Anguilliformes; Anguillidae
Gene: sirt5
Product: sirtuin 5
Cellular component (GO): nucleus
Molecular function (GO): protein-succinyllysine desuccinylase activity; histone deacetylase activity, NAD-dependent; NAD+ binding
Source: RefSeq, a predicted model, not a curated record